Molecule: messenger RNA, 8666 nt
Organism: Drosophila willistoni
Lineage: Eukaryota; Metazoa; Arthropoda; Insecta; Diptera; Drosophilidae
Gene: Rim
Product: regulating synaptic membrane exocytosis protein 2
Exons: 22
Coding region: 147-8405 (2752 amino acids)
Biological process (GO): calcium ion-regulated exocytosis of neurotransmitter; positive regulation of synaptic transmission; regulation of membrane potential
Cellular component (GO): cytoskeleton of presynaptic active zone; presynaptic membrane
Molecular function (GO): small GTPase binding; transmembrane transporter binding
Source: RefSeq, a predicted model, not a curated record
GUAAAAGCUUUAAAACCUCCCAGUUCUAUAAAAUAAAAAUUAUAUCAAAUUUGCUAAAAACAAGAAAAAAAACAGCAUUAACACAAUAAGCUUAAUCCAAAUUAAAUUAUUAGUAGCUAAACCAAAAAACAUUAUAAUUAUCAAACAUGGACGAGAUGCCGGAUUUAUCGCAUUUGACACCACACGAACGAAUGCAGAUUGAGAAUGUUCUGAUGCGACAGAAACAGGAAGAAGAGCAACAGAAUGAGAUAAUGAGACGCAAGCAGGACGAAGUUGUCUCCUUGGAAAUGCAAAUCCGACAACGUUCCGAACAGCAGAAGAAAGCUGGUGUCGAACUGGAUGCCACCUGUCACAUAUGCCUUAAGACCAAAUUUGCCGAUGGUGUUGGACACAUUUGCCAUUACUGUAAUAUACGUUGUUGUGCUCGAUGUGGCGGCAAAGUGACGCUACGCAGCAACAAGGUUAUUUGGAUAUGCAUAUUAUGCCGCAAGAAACAGGAGCUAUUAUCCAAGACAGGACAAUGGAUGAACAAAUCCACAGUCCAGCAAGAUGGUUUCAUUCGGCGCAUAGAGCCCGAUGGCAGCAGUGACAUAUCACAGCAGGCCAUGACCCCACAUGAUUCCACGGACAAACGUCCCAAGUUGGAACGAACUCGCAGUGCCGCUGAGAAAGAAAAUCAGCCAAUGCAACGGGCUGGCAGCAUGCUUCGGCGCCAAUACUCCCAACAAGAGCAGCCCACAAAUCGCCGUUUGUCGGCCUCAGAUUCUGGCCUAGAUCCUAUGAUGAUGAUGGGGGGUACAGGAAAUGUUGGCCCUAAUUCUAGCCAGCCGCAAUCGCAGCAACCACGGCCUCGAAUGCAACCCAUGAAUCCUCAACAAGCGCAACAAUACCAACAGCAACAACAACAGCAGCAGCAGCGUGCAGGACCCUCAGGAGCUUAUCCAGAAGAUGAUCCGCGCUAUUAUCAGGGCGAACUGGAUGGUUUAAUGCGGCAACAUCCACAUUUGGCUCAUCCCAGUCAAGUGCAUUCACAGCAGCAACAUCGUCAAUCACCGCAGCAACAGCAUCAACAAUAUUCAGUUAGACAACAACAGCAACAGCAGCAGCAACAACAACAUCAACCAACACAACAACAACAAUCUUACCAAGCCCAAAUACAUUAUCAACCACAAUCUACGCAGCAGCAGCAACUGCCUCAUCAGGCAACUCAACAAAUAUCCGGAGGAGGAUCUGGCGGCUAUCAAAAGCCUCCACCAUUGACGCGCAAUCUAACCAUUAGCGGGGGACAUGCUAUGGAUUCAACAUCAUUUAACCAGCAACAACGAAGAUCAUUAGCCGGUUCUCAAUAUGCCUCACAACAACAACGAUCGUUCAGCAGCUCCGAGGAGGAAUUCCAAAGCCAAAUGUUGGCUGCCCAGGCCGCACAAAGUCAGACUGGUGGAGGUGGAGGAGUUAUUCAAGCUGGUUCCGAUUAUGAUGGCGGCCGUCUGCAAGUGCGCCAACAGGAUCCUUGGCGUCAACAGCGUAGCCUGAAUGAGCGCGAUCUGCUGAGUGUCAGCGAUUACCGUCUCACUCUUGGCCAACAUACUAAUCAGAGGCUUUACUCAUCCGCCGAUCAGCGGGAUCGCUACGAACUACAGCUGCAGCAUCGCGAGCGGCUGGAACAGUAUCCAUUGACGAGGACAGCUCGGCUGGAUGUGCAACAGCGGAAUACAUUGAGUCGCAGUAAUCACGAGCGACAGUUUUACGUAGGAGCUGGUGGAGCUGGUUCUGGUGGUGGUUCCGCCUACCGCCGUGCGCCGCCCUUGGCUGCAGCCAGUGCUGGGGCCGGCAGCAGCAGCAGCAGUACCACCAGCAGCAGCUACUAUCCAAAGCCACAAAUUGUGAUUGGUUCAGGGGCCGGCACAACGACCUAUGAUCGGGGUGUGAUGUCCGCCGACGAAGUCAGUAGCACAACACGCGGCAGCCUGAGCCGAGAGCGCGGUCUAUUGGGUGCUGCUGGUGGCGGUAGUAGUUCGGUCAGUUCAACUGAAGCCGCCUACUGGGAUGACCCUGCAGGCAGCACUUCCUCAUCAUCGGCUGCCCAGGAUUCACGGCGUUUUACCGAGCGUAGAAUAAAGAAAACUGUUCGAUUUGAUGCCCAUGAUGGUGAUGUCACUGUUGUGGGCAUUCCAGUCGGUGGAGGGGUAGGGGGCUCUCUGCCCCCUGUCACAACAAUAUUGCCAUCGACGGCGGUUGAUGUGGGAGCGGCCACCAUACUGACUAGUGGAAAAAUAUUAGGCCACGAUGGUGCAACAGAUUGGUCCGGACGCUGGGAUAACGAGCGUCAGGGUAGUCAAGAUUCAGCCACCAAGGAUUCAGGAAUUGAUACAAGCAGCACAUUUACCAGCAGCGAGGACUCGAAUCGUGGAGAUGUGCCGAAGAAUCCGGUGAAUUGGCAAACAUCCGCGGAUAAUACUCGCAUGAUUGGUCACAUGAUUUUACGUAAAUACUAUGAUGGGGAAGAUAUAUUAGGAUUAAAGGUGAACGGUGGUCAGCCAAUUCGCAACAUUGGAGGAGCAGGAGCAGGCGCAAGUGGACGUGCUGCGAUUGUUGAAAAAGUCAAACGGGGUUCAGUGGCCGAUCUUGAGGGCCGUAUUAGACCAGGCGACGAGAUCAUCGAAUGGAAUGGGCGUAAUUUACAUAACAAAAGCACUGAUGAGGUCUACGAUAUCAUUGACGAAAGUCGAUUGGAUGCACAAGUGGAAUUGAUUGUAUGCCGUUCGUUGUUAUUGCCACCAACAGGGGGGACAAGUGGAAUCAGUGGUGGUGGGGCCGAUAGUGGUGGAAGUAGUAGCAACGUAAGCCCAAGUAGUGCCUGUUCCGCCGCCUCUGGUUCGGCCACUAGCAGCAACGCCACGCGUCGAUCCACGGCCAAUUUUCCGCACAGCGGUCUGGCCAGCAGUAUGGCAGGAAGUGCAGUGGUCAGCAGCGGCGGACGUUAUAUACAACGCAAAGCCCCAACAGUUGAUGUCAUCGAACUGCAACAUCAACGUGAUAAGCCCAGCGUUUUGAUUACAUCGCCGGGUUCGCCAGAUUUCAAUGUGAGUGCAUUGACGGCUCCAUCGUCAGGACAAGGACUACGACAACGUGGCGGCUCACAGCACCAAAAUUCCAACCACCAAACGUCACAGACUCAGCAACAGCAGCAGCAGCGACUUGGACCAAGCCUUAGCAGCAGUCACAGCAGCAGCGGAAGCAGCAGCGGCACCGCCAACAGCAGCAACGCCACCGCCACAUCUGGCGGUCUACACGGCACAACGACGGCGGGCCACCAUCAUCAUUGCCAUCAGGCAGCGCCAUCAUCGUCAUCGCACGCGCAUCAUGGCCACCCCCACAUGGGCACCACCACCCAACCCAUACCAAUUGAAGGACGAUUGCAGCUUAAAAUCGGCUACGAUCAGAAUACGCUGCAGUUGAUUGUGACUUUGGUGUGCGCCACUGGAUUAUCCCUGCGUCAGAGCGGUGCAGCUCGUAAUCCCUAUGCAAAAGUGUUCCUGCUGCCCGACCGUAGUCAUAAGUCAAAGAGACGUACGAAAACAGUGGGCACCACUUGUGAGCCUCGCUGGGGUCAGACCUUUGUGUAUUCGGGGCUGCGACGCUGUGAUCUCAAUGGUCGUCUGCUAGAGGUCACUCUGUGGGACUAUGUGCGGUAUGGAGCCAACGAUUUCCUUGGCGAGGUUGUGCUCGAUUUAAGUCAUCUGAUAUUGGACGAUGAGGCUGAAUGGUAUCAGCUGCAAGGGCAUCAGGAUACCUCAUAUCUCUUACGUGACGAGGGCAGCGAUGUGGACGGCCUGAUACUGACACCGACAGAUCAUUUAUCACCACCAAGCACCAUGUCGCGUCUUAGUGAUUCGGAUACCAUGUCCGAAUGUGACAUCGAUGGAAUGACACCCGGGGCCAGCAUAUCAUCAAUGGGAAGCUCAGCCAGCCCACCGCCGCCCCCCUUGAUAGAGCUUGAUUUAAACGAGCGUCGAUCCAGACGCGACAUGUCACCACAAGGCCGUAAACGGGUAGCCGGAAUGGUGGCUCGUGAUUAUCGCACUGUAUCUGGCAUUGGACAAAGUUAUCAUAAUCAGGUAUCUGGAACUGGCUAUUACCGACGUGGAAAUGGUGUUGGUCCCGCCAUUGGUCCUGGUGGUAUGAGCCUGAAUCAAAGAAGUCAUUCGGCAGCUCCUAGUGAUAAUUACCAUAGUGGCGAAAGGGGAGUAGGACAAGGUGGUGCGCCUUGUGCAGGUGUUGGCUCCGGUUACGGCUAUAGAAGCAGUAGUCCACGACGUGGUUCACUAUCGCCACCUGACGAUCGGUAUACAGAUUAUCCAGUGCUUCCAGUACACCAUUCAAGUGGACAAAGCAGCGGCACAGCGGCGGCAACUAUACAACAGCAACGAUUUCAAUCAAGAUCCGCUACAGCCACGCCCACAGGCUCCCCAAAGAAGCGGCAACUGCCGCAGGUGCCCGGACAGUCUUCACGCAGUGCCAUGCUGAGAGACCGAUUGGGCCAGGAUUUCGAUGAACGUUUGGCCGGGGGCAGCCGUUUUGGCAGGCAUCGCACACGACAGCCGCAUCAUCAGGCCACAUAUCGCAGCACCGGCAUGGGUGGUUGGGAGCGACACUAUACUGGACUUUCGGACAGUGAUCUGCAUGCCAUGGACACCACACGAAUGCGUCCGCGGCACUCUCUGUCGCCGGACAAGGAUUUUAUGGGCGAAUUCGGUGACUCUGAUAUGGAAUCGGUGGUUAGUGUGACAUCUAGUGCUUUUUCUACGCAAUCCGAAAGACCUCGUACUUCCCGUGGACUCAGCUACCCACGCAACUGGCGCAGCUUCCUAUCCCCCCAUGAUGCAGCAAGACUUGGAGGAGCAACUAUCAUGGAACCGAAUCGCGCCAAUACCAUUGAGGUCGACGACUUUGAUUAUUUGCCAUCGAUGCUAUUAAUGGAACAAUUGGACCAACUGCAGCAAUUGGCUUCGAUGGCUGCAGCCGACUCACCACCCAAUACGGCUGGAUUGGGGCGGCAACACAUUGUCAUAACAGAUGCUGCGAAUGGAAGCCACCUGAUGGAACAGUUCUUAAUCGAGCCCGGCAUUGUAGCUGAGGAAAUGCCAAUGGCACCAGUAACAGUUACUUUACCAGUACCAGUACCUCUACCGGCAAGGCCAUCUUCACUUGAUCCACUCAAUCCUCAUCUUCAUUUACAUAUGCAUUCAGCCAACUCCGGCUCCUAUUUGUCGCCAACUUGCCAUUCAUUUUUAACGCCCAACGGACGCCAAUCUAUACCCGCUCCUGCCCACGCCCACGCCCACGCCACCACCACCGCCUCCAACCAUGCUCACACUGCUGCCAAUACAUAUGCGCUACCUACGAGCUACGAGCAAUUUAUGAAUCUCUUUCGCAGCUCCUCGCCCAUGCCACCCGCCCACGAUCAUGCACACACAGUAUCCUCGUCUCCCUCGUCGUAUGUUGGCUAUGUGCGUGAUCAUUUGGACAAGAGCUGUAGUCAUUGCCAAAAUGGCAGCCAGCCGGUGGUGCUAUCCACUAACACAGCCCUGGCCACACCUGGUGUAGCGAUUGGGGCUUGCUCGGAUCCUUGUUGCUUGGCCGAUUCACAUCCCCAUCCCCAGCAUCAACCCAUUGCCUAUCCGUACAGUGCCGAACAAUUGAUGCGUCGGCCCUCACUCUCCAUGUACCGAACAUCGAGUGCCAACUCGGAACCAUCGCUACCCACCAUGGAUCCGUCUAUGUGCGGUGAAUGCGUGGAUCAGCAUUUUCUAGGCGGACACACUGGGCCGCAAGUAAAUCUUGGUGCAGUACCCACAUACCAUGUGCACACUCCGACUCCCACGGCUCAUCGUCGAGCCAAAACCAAGAUUUCAAUCCCGACACCACAACUGCCCACUCAAUCGGUGUUGCGUCUUUCACGGCAAUUGAGUGAAGACGCUCUAGUGUCGGCCGUACCCAUAUCAGAGGCUGUUGCCAAGGCCCAACCCACAUCAAUACUGAAGAAACCAAAGCUUGAUCGUCGCCGCAUGUUUCAUGAGGCUGGACAAUCACGAUCCCUGGACUAUGAUGAUCUGCAUACAAAAAGUUGGGGACGACGACGUAUCCGUUACGAGGAUGAGGUGCAAUGCCAGUAUCCUAGUCAUGCUGUUAAUGAAGCCAUAUCACGGAGUUUUGGUUCCGAAACAAAUAUACGCCAAUCCUAUAUGGGAGCCAACGUGGAUGCCCAAAAUCCAUUGAGUCACUCUCACUUUCUCGUCACCGAUGACAAAAUUGUGACAAUCACCUAUGAUUCGGAUGUCGGUUGGACACGACGCGGCGUAGCACCAUCACAUUUUCGGGGACCACACCGUCAUCACAUGUCGCUAGACUUGCAGCGGACGAAUCAACAGAAACUCUAUGGACCUGCGGCGCCAUAUUUGAAACGACGACGAAAUCUACCCCACCCACCAAGUGCACAAAAUGCGCAUAAUUUUUCACCAAUGGAGGUGGGUGGAGGUGGAGGGACAGCGGGAAUGUUAGAUGGCAACGAUUUCGGUGUGGGAGCUGGUGUCGACAGCGGGAUCGGGGGCGGCGUACAUAACACUUUUACAACCAAUCCAGAUCCACACACAACCACAAACUCCUCCACCAACCACAAUCUCAAUAGCCAAGCGAGUAGUGUUAGUUUUAGUAGUCAUAGUCACCAACAACAACAACAACAACAACAACAACAACUACAACAACAAAAAGGGAAAGAAGGCGGAACGAUGGCAUCGGAACAACAGACGAAAAUUGGUAGUGGGAGCGGUGGUGCAGCAGCAACUGCAUCCGCUGCUGCUGCUGGUCAUGUCGUCGUCGGUGGUAAUAAUGCUAAUAAUGCUUCUUCUUCCUCUUUUGCAAAUCCCCCACAACAACAACAACAACAACUACAUCACGGUGUCAUGGCAACAACAACAAAUGCAUCACCCAAUCAACAACAACGACUCCCAUCAUCGACAACAACAUCAACAAUACCAAUAACAACAACACCACUACACAACAACAAUUUGACGCUACAUGACGCAACAACCACCAACAAUCCCACACCAACAACAACAACAACCACCACCACUUCCACCAUCACAAAUACAUGCACAAAUCUCACAUCAACAACAACAACAACAACCACAUCGUCGAAUCUAAUGACUGCGGCGGCGGCGGCGGCGGCGGCGGCGACGAUGACAACAACAACAACAACAACAACCACAACAAAUGCUACAACAACUGCCACAACGAACGAACCAAACGCAACAAACGAAUCAAAUCCAAAUCCGGAUGCAAACACCGACGCGGAUGCUCUUGAUGUUAUCGAUUGGGAUGCAAUUGAUGCCAUGUUGGAUGAUGAUUUUAGCGAAUAUGAUAAAGAGAAAAACGGCACAGACGGUACCGGUGGGAUCGGUGGUGCCAAAUCGACAGAAGGUGGUGCCGAGGCUGAAGAGAAAGUGGAUGGAAGCCUCUCUGAUACGACAACCGACCGCAAGAAAGGCGGCGGCGGUGCCAUCGAUCAGGAACGUUCACCCAAGAGCGGCAGCGGUAUGGGAAAGAAAUCGAAUUCAACCUCGCAAUUAUCAGCAACAGGUCGUAAAAGACGUAUGGGCUUUGGAAAGAAGGGUAAGAACUCGUUUACGGUGCAUCGCAGCGAAGAAGUGUUACCCGGUGAUAUCACGCGCGAGAUGCGCGGCGGAGGCAGUGGUAUCAGUGGUGGAGCUGGUGCCGGUGGCCUUUCGCGUGGCUCCUCAUCGGAGGCGGAUGCCAUUGAACAGUUUUUCGGCGAUGGCGCUGGUGGGGAAAGAUUCUCACCUUCAUUGCGUAAUGAUGGUGCACUGAAUGAGUUUGUUGAUGGCCUUGGGCCUGGGCAGUUGGUGGGCCGGCAAGUCUUGGGUGCACCUUCGUUAGGUGACAUACAGCUGUCGUUGUGCCAUCAGAAGGGCUUUCUAGAGGUAGAGGUGAUACGAGCGAGGGGUUUGCAGCAAAAACCGUCAUCAAAAAUGCUUCCGGCUCCCUAUGUCAAAGUCUAUUUGGUUUCCGGCAAACGUUGCAUUGAUAAAAUGAAAACCUCAACAGCGCGACGGACAUUAGAUCCACUUUAUCAACAACAAUUGGUAUUCAAGCAGCCCUAUAAUGGUUGUGUUCUACAGGUGACCGUUUGGGGCGAUUAUGGAAGGAUUGAAAAAAAAGUGUUUAUGGGAGUGGCACAGAUAAUGCUCGACGAUCUGAAUCUAUCCAAUAUCGUUAUUGGCUGGUACAAGCUCUUUGGCACCACCUCACUGGUCAGUUGUCCCACUAAUAUAGGUUUAGGCUCUAGGCGUUCAUCAUUAGCCUCACUCGAUUCACUUAAACUCUAAUUAAAAAUAACAACAACAACAACAACAACUUUAACUAAAAGCCGUUCUACAUACACAACAACAACUUCGUACAACAGAUUAUAUAUAUAGACAUAAAUCGCAUAAUUAGAUCGAAGCAAAUUUAAAAUUGGAAUAUUUGCAAAUAGUCAACAAAUUUUCUAUGCAAAAACAUGUACAAAAACUAAAAAUCUUCCAUAAACACACGCACUUUUCCUGUACUAUAAAUAAAACGCUUGUUCUAACAUAUAUACACACAUACAC